Messenger RNA from Penicillium angulare, 1185 nucleotides. Its product is annotated as intradiol ring-cleavage dioxygenase. Lineage: Eukaryota; Fungi; Ascomycota; Eurotiomycetes; Eurotiales; Aspergillaceae. The record is from RefSeq and is a predicted model, not a curated record. Gene Ontology annotation, molecular function: oxidoreductase activity, acting on single donors with incorporation of molecular oxygen, incorporation of two atoms of oxygen; ferric iron binding. The transcript has 3 exons. The coding region runs from base 1 to 1185 and encodes 394 amino acids.
AUGGUCCAAUUGUCCAAAUUAAUUGCGGUGGUAGCAGCAUGCUUAGCUACACCAGCUAUUGCUCACCCCGGUGAGAAGCAUGAUCAUCAUGCUGUAAAGCGUGAGGUUCAUGCUCGUGAUGCUAUGGCGGCGGCAGCAAAGCGAUCGCUCGGUGGCUGCGAAAGCAGUCUGCAUGCACGGGAGUUGGCAAAGCGAAACGUUGCUCGUCGUUCCCGAACCGUCCAGCAGCUCCGUGAGAAGCGUGGUGUCACUGCCAAUGCUCAUAAAUGGCGGCGCGACCUUGCUGCGCUCGAGAAGUACGAAGCUGUCAACCAUAACAAGACCGACAUUCUUGGCUAUUCGCCCGCCACUCCUGAGUCUGUUGUAUUCGCUGCGAACACAAGUUGUAUCUUAACACCGACAGUCACUGAUGGCCCUUACUACGUCUGGGGAGAAGUGUUCCGCCAGGACGUCAAAGAGGAAAUGUACUCUGAUGGUGUGGACAUUCACUUGGAAGUGCAGUAUAUCGACAUCAACACAUGCCGACCAAUUCCCGGUGCUGUCGUCGACAUUUGGCAAGCAAAUGCCACGGGUGUUUAUAGUGGUAUCUCGGUUUCCGGCAACUAUGCAGCCGAUGGUUGGGACAGCACUUAUUUGCGAGGUCUUCAACAAACCGACAAAGACGGUGUUGUGACCUUCGACACAAUUUUUCCCGGUCACUACGACGAGCGCGCAACACACACCCAUCUCUUGACCCAUCUCAACGCUACUAUUCUUCCCAACAAAACCUUGGAAGUGGGCACUGGCAGCAUUGCUCACAAUGGCCAGUUGUUCUGGAACGAGGUUCUUCGUACCGCAGUGGAGAACACAUACCCAUACAACACAAACACCCAGUCCGUCACAUCAAAUGCCGAAGAUAUGUGGUCUGUAAAGCAGGCCGAUAGUGCCUAUGAUCCAUUCCCCGAAUACAUCUAUCUCGGCGAGGACCUUGACGACGGUCUCUUUGCUUGGAUCCAGAUCGGCCUCAACUCCACCGCCGACUACACAGACAACUCGUACUAUAGCAUUGCAGCCUAUUACGAUGCCGAGGGAGGCCACGAGAACUCUGACAGUGCAGCUAUGGGUGGUGGCAGUGGUGGCAGUGCUCCAAGCGGCAGCAUGACUAUGUCUUCUUCACCCAGCGCCUCUGCUAGUGUCUCUUCAUAG